UUUUUGUUGUUUUCUCGAAAGUGUUGGAAAACCUAGUUUUUCAGUAACGAAAAUUUUGAACGGUUACGGUAAAUCGGGCAGGUUUUCACAAUAUUCCCCUGCUCUUGGCCGCUACAUGGAAGCAACACUUUUACUAGCAACAGUUCGCCUUUGAAUCGGCCGCUACUAAUUGCCCAAAGUCCAAAAAAAUCCAAACAAGAGCUUAUAAUAGCAGUAGACAAAGCAUGUGCGAUUUUUCCGGAUAGUUGAACAAGUGAAUUGUGCGCGUUUGUGCGAGGCGAGCCAUUGUUCCAUCAAAUCAACCCAAGUGUAGGGAAAUAGAAAAGUGAAACCAUCUGCGCUUUUACUGGCGUCACUAAUUGGUCAUUUUUCAGGCUUCUCUAAGCACAGAGCACGGGACUUUAAAAGAAAAUCGCAUCCAUUUGCGUUAGUGAGAAAAUCGCGUCAUUUCCGCGUUAUAAUGUAAUGCGGAAAUCUGUGCGGAACAGGGGGCUUUUGGGCAGCGCUGCUCAUUAAUAUGUAUCCCCAAUUUGAGUCCUACAUGUGGUGGAAACACAAACUGAAGCCAAAAUACGAUGAAACCCAACAUGCCGAUUUAUAAGAAGCACCACUGCGAACGACGAUCUGAUGAUAUUAUGGACGAUGACUCGGACGACAAAGACUCCAAAAGAAAAUCCCGGAAUCUAAGCGAAAAAAAGCGCCGCGAUCAGUUCAACCUUCUGGUGAACGAACUGAGCUCCAUGGUGUCGACCAGUAGCCGGAAAAUGGAUAAAUCCACCGUGCUGAAGUCAACGAUUUCUUUCUUGAAGAACCACAACGAAAUUGCCGCCCGAUCCCGAAUCAACGAAAUCCAGGAGGACUGGAAACCGACCUUUUUGACCAACGAAGAAUUCACCCAUUUGGUACUCGAAGCUGCGGAUGGCUUUAUCAUCGUUUUCUCCACCUCUGGGCAAAUUCACUACUCUUCCGAAAGCAUCACCUCCUUAUUGGGUUAUUUGCCGAAGGAUAUUCUGAAGAUGUCCAUCCUGGAUGUGGUGUGCGAAGAGGACCAGAAUGGGCUCUACGGUAUUUUGUCCAAUUCCGCUGACGAUGAAAAUCCCGUUUCCUUUUCCUGUCAUUUGAAGCGAGCUGGACCGGACGCCGACAGAACCCACUGCGAACUAGUGAACUUUGUCGGCUAUUUCAGAUCAGAUGAAGAUGUCGUACAAGAAACCGUUGCAAGUAACCUGGAUAAUGGCAGAAUGCUAUUUGUUGGCACUGGGAAGCUGCAAACUCCUCUACUCAUCAAGGAAAUUCCUCUAGUGGACUCCAGCCGGACGGAGUUCACUUCCAGGCACAGUCUGGAGUGGAAAUUCCUAUUUUUGGACCAUCGGGCACCGCCCAUAAUCGGUUAUCUGCCCUUUGAGCUUCUCGGGACCUCUGGAUACGAGUACUAUCACGUCGACGACCUAGACAGCGUGAUAAACUGCCAUGAGUCCCUAAUGCAAAAGGGAGAGGGCACCUCUUGCUACUACCGCUUCCUCACUAAGGGCCAGCAAUGGAUCUGGCUGCAAACCCGCUUCUACAUCACCUACCACCAAUGGAACUCCAAGCCGGAGUUCGUGGUUUGCACCCAUCGAGUCGUCAGUUACCUGGAUGUGAUCAAGCAGAGUCGACGCAGUCAGGGCAUGCCGUCUCCUAGUGAGGAGGCGCAGGACUCUUCUUCCAGUGCUUGGAGAGGCGGCGACAGCUCCAAGGGCCCGGACUCGAAGUGCACGUCUAUGUCAGCGGAUUCUCCUGCUUCCAGACAAUCGGCCAUAAUGGAAAAAUCGGCGAAGGCCGGAGCGAGUCCGAAGGCGGUUGGCUCAAUGCUCUCUUCGCCUCAUCAGCCGGAAGACAUUCCCCGGCAGGCGCAGCCUCUCCAUCUAGCCGCCGCUCAGCUUCAGAACCAGACUCAGUAUCUGGACCCUUCCCAAUUUGCGGCUUUGCAACCAGUCGCAACCAGUUAUCAGCCACAGCCGGUUCUACUGUCUCCUUUAUCGGUGGAGAAUGUGGUAAUUACCCCGGCACCAAACCAGCUCCAAGUGAAUUUGCAGCGCAAACAAGCUGAGCUGCAAGCCAUCAUCGAGCAGCAGCAGCAGGAGCUCAGAAGGGUUUCUGAGCAGCUGUUGAUGGCCCGGCUGGGGCUUUUGCAAAACCAACAGAACCAGAACUCGAUCAACACGGUUCAGCAGUACCCGCAAAACAGCUCGGGAACAGUGAGCAGUACCACGGCUCCCAUUCCUGUUCUACCUGGCACGGGUUCCAAUACAGCACCAGUGUCGGCACCGAUUUCUGUUACAGUGGCGUCCCACCAGUCUAGUGGACUAUACAAUACUUCCGAUUCCAAAUAAACAACUAUAAUUGCUUUGAAAGUGCUGAGGGCCGAAAUUGUGACAGUGAUAAGGGAGCAGUCUAAUAAAACUGCUGUCUAUUGGCCAUUCAGCCUGUAGAUCAAUGUGUUCAGUUUGAUAUAUGUGUUAUCUCUUAGGUAAACUGUUUAUAGAUUACUGCCAUGUGGUACCUGCAUUAUUAAUUGUUACGAAAUAAACGCUAUUUUAAUCUGA
Dendroctonus ponderosae (mountain pine beetle) is the source of this 2585-nucleotide messenger RNA. Its product is annotated as circadian locomoter output cycles protein kaput. NCBI's taxonomy places the organism in Eukaryota, Metazoa, Arthropoda, Insecta, Coleoptera, Curculionidae. Bases 576 to 2372 code for a protein of 598 amino acids. Gene Ontology annotation, biological process: regulation of transcription by RNA polymerase II; circadian regulation of gene expression. Gene Ontology annotation, molecular function: DNA-binding transcription factor activity, RNA polymerase II-specific; protein dimerization activity; RNA polymerase II cis-regulatory region sequence-specific DNA binding. The transcript has 12 exons. Gene Ontology annotation, cellular component: cytoplasm; nucleus; CLOCK-BMAL transcription complex. The record is from RefSeq and is a predicted model, not a curated record.